CGUUUUCAUUCACCAUUUAUCAUUGCCUUCAUAAAGUCGCAAGAACCAUUCGUGUAAUUCAACUUUCUUCAAAUUUUGUAAAGUGUAGUAAAUAAUUCUUUUAUCACAAUGGCGUUAUCAUUACCGCCACCAAUAAAUAUUUCAUACGAUCCGGAGAUCGAUGAAAAAAUGCUGCGUGGUGCACCUGAAAUGGGUGCUUUGGUGAGUGCUAAAGUGGCUGCACCACCUUAUGGACAGAGAAAAGGUUGGAUUCCACGAGCCGAAGAGGAUUUUGGUGAUGGAGGUGCUUUUCCAGAAAUCACAGUCGUUCAAUACCCAUUGGGUAUGGGCGCACCACAUAAUGCUGGCAAAAAAUCAAAUGCCUUGGCUAUAAAAACAGACGCAACGGGAAAAGUUCGAUAUGAUAUUAUCGCUCGGCAGGGUCAUGGAAAAGAUAAAAUCGUCUAUUCGAAUAUUAGUCAAUUAUUGCCAGCUGAAGUACUGGCCGAAGAUGACGAACUGUUGAGGCGACCUGAUGACGAAAAAGUGGCCGAAACAACAGAAGCUACCCGCCGUGCAUUGGAAAAAUUAACAAAUCAAAAGGUGUCCGCAGCAUUACCCGUUCGUGCGGCAGAAAAAGCAGGACCAGCCCAAUAUAUACGCUAUACACCGUCGCAACAAGGCGAUCAAUUUAAUUCAGGAGCAAAACAACGGGUUAUUCGCAUGGUAGAAGCACAAGUCGAUCCAAUGGAGCCACCAAAAUUCAAGAUUAAUCAGAAAAUUCCAAGGGGACCACCGUCACCACCAGCACCGGUAUUACAUUCACCAUCUCGUAAAGUAACAGUGAAAGAGCAAAAAGAGUGGAAAGUACCGCCGUGCAUUUCAAAUUGGAAGAAUGCAAAAGGUUAUACCAUUCCAUUGGAUAAACGAUUGGCGGCCGAUGGUCGUGGUUUACAACAAGUACACAUUAACGAAAAGUUUGCAAAAAUGGCUGAAGCAUUGUAUAUUGCCGAUCGAAAGGCUCGUGAAGCUGUCGAGGCACGAACACAAUUAGAAAAGAAAUUGGCAGCCAAAGAUAAGGAAACGAAAGAACAACAAUUGCGACAAAUGGCACAACGGGCCCGUGAAGAACGUGCCGGUAUUAGACCGAUUGACGAGGCUGGUACAAAUGUGGACACACGUGAACGUGAUGAAAUUCGUGCUGACCGACAUCGUGAGAGAGUUCGUGACCGAAAUUUGGCCAGAGCAGCACCAGAAAAACGAUCGAAAUUGCAAAAGGAGCGUGAACGUGACAUUUCCGAACAAAUUGCAUUGGGUGUGCCUGCAAAACGUGUUAACAAUGAGGGUGAAACAAUGUUUGAUCAACGAUUAUUCAACACAUCCAGAGGGAUGGAUGCUGGAUUUGGUGAUGAGGACGGCUAUAAUGUAUAUGAUAAACCAUGGCGUGAUGCCAAUUCGAUGGGAUCACAUUUGUAUCGGCCCAGCAAACAAAUCGAUCAAGAUUUAUAUGGUGGUGAUUUAGAGAAAAUUGUUAGUACUAAUCGGUUUGUACCCGACAAAGAGUUCAGCGGCACCGAUCGCUCAGCACAAAAUACACGUACAGGUCCUGUACAAUUUGAAAAAGAAGAGGAUCCAUUCGGUUUGGAUCAGUUCUUGAACAUGGCCAAGAGAACCAACAGGAAGGACGGGAAAGACGACAAAUCAUCAUCAUCGUCAUCAUCCAAACGCCGAAGAAAUUAAUCUUCUUUUUUUUAUUCAACCUAAUAGGGUUUCAACCUUAAUUUUUUUUUCAAAUAAAAUUCUUGAUAUUGUAUAGCCGAAAACUUUUCGGGGUUUUAUUUCAAUAUUUUGCCUAGGGGAUCGAAACUUGAAAAAAAACUUCAAAUAAACACAAUUUUGUAAGAAUUAUAUUGUGAUUAUAUAGUUCAUAUAAAGCAGCGAUGUGAAACACACCCAACAAAAAAUAAAAUUUUAUAUUAUUCAAUAUAGUCAAAAUGGGUGAACAUUCAUGAAUAUGCUUGGUUAAAUGCCAAUAAAAAUUACUUCCGAGCCUCUA
Contarinia nasturtii (swede midge) is the source of this 2035-nucleotide messenger RNA. It is a transcript of the gene Bx42, whose product is annotated as puff-specific protein Bx42. Gene Ontology annotation, biological process: mRNA splicing, via spliceosome. The transcript has 3 exons. Gene Ontology annotation, cellular component: spliceosomal complex. Bases 109 to 1719 code for a protein of 536 amino acids. The record is from RefSeq and is a predicted model, not a curated record. Lineage: Eukaryota; Metazoa; Arthropoda; Insecta; Diptera; Cecidomyiidae.